This is a messenger RNA of Microbotryum saponariae, 2324 nucleotides long. The record is from the annotation of a GenBank genome assembly. NCBI's taxonomy places the organism in Eukaryota, Fungi, Basidiomycota, Microbotryomycetes, Microbotryales, Microbotryaceae.
AUGUUCCAACGCCGCAAGUCGUUCCAAUCUGGGCCGUCGGCUUCCUCCUCGGCGCCCACGGGUUCGACAAGCUCAGGAACGAGCACUGUCCCAGGGCCGCCCAAGAAGUUGAUUCAAGUGCUCACGACGCGCAAGACGGUGCUCGUGCCUUCGACACUCACCAAGGCUGUGAAUAGUAGUCCGUCUUCAUCCAAAGUAGGGGUCAAGACGGCGGGUCCGUCGCUCAAGCACAGGGUCUCGAACGGUGCCUCAGCUGUGGCCACGACGACGACAUCGAGCAGCAGCAGCAGCAGCAGCAAAGCCAAGAACAACAACUCAUUAGCCGGACCGUCCUCAUCGAGCGACAAGUCAGCAAGAGCAAUCACAUCUGCUUCCAGCCCAAAGAAGCUCAACGGAGGCAGUGCGCAAUCGGCAUCUCCGAUCAAAAGGAAGGCCGAGGCCGUCGUUUCGGCCGAGGCAAACAAGCACAUCAAAUCCGCAUCCACUUCCCCGGCCCGAUCUCAGGCCGCACACAAAACCAAAAAGAGGGCUACAUCCUCAGCUCUCACUCGGUCCUCCUCGGACGUUGAUUCGUCCUCUUCGGCCGCGUCACCCAGCGAGGAGGAGGGCGAUUCGGACUCGUCGGAUUCGGACACGCCCAGAAACCGACGCCAGUCGACCCCGGUCGUCGAGCGAGACGUAUAUGAUGGAUCGGAAGCGGUAACAGAGGCGGAAAACAAGGGCACCUCGAAGAGGAUCGAUGCAUCCAAAUUGGUUAUGCUUAGUCGGAGCGCUUACAGAGAUUGUACGUUCUCCCCCGUCCUUGGAAGAGCCUCGCUCACUUGGCUCACCUUCUCUUAUCAUUGAACGGCAUGACAGAUUUUAUCGAUCCUAUUGAUCCAGAAAAGUCGAAUGUGCAAUGGUCGGGGAACGAUAUACCCACAAUCGAAUUAGAAUACCCGGGAAACGGCAGCGAAAAGUCGGUCAGAGUUGCGCGCGCCACAACUACGCAACAGUCACACAGAAACUUACAAGACCGGGUUAUCUUCUGCACAGAUUUUAUUUGCUGGCACCCAAAAAUGACAACGAAUACGAUCCCAUCGAGGACGUCAUGACCGUCAUUCGGACCGUCUUGGACGUCUUCCUAGCCCCGCCCCAAUCCCUCGCCCUCUUCGGCUACACCCCCGGUCUCAAUUCGUUCUCAGCUUUUCUUUCAGCGCCUCCUUCUCGCUCAGCGACACCCGGAACACCCACCGAUACGGGCACACCGUCUUCUGCUACAUUUCUCACCUCGACCUUACCUCCCUUGAUGCGACAGCUCGAGAAAGCCAAAGCGAAACGGGAUGGACCCGCGUUCAUUGCCGCGAUCGAGCGCUACAACGCCGGGAUCAAGGAGUUGAAGGCUAAUUCAAUCAUGAAACAAAACAUUCAGGGAUUGAAGGGUCUCAAGGAGAAGACUUGGACCAAGAUCGCGGCGCAGUCGUAUGAUCGAGCUGUCGGGCCUGGGUUGGACGAAUUGAGCAAGUACGAGGCCUUCUCCGAUAACGUCUAUGGCGAGCUGUUGCCUAAAUUUAUGAGCGAGAUGUAAGUCGGAUGCGCGGCCCGCAUGCCUUCAGCUGUACUCUGAACUGAUUGAUGAUUCUAUGAUCUUGCAGCUUUCAAAAGACCAAACUCGGCCCCGGAUCCGUCUUUGUCGACCUCGGUUCCGGCGUCGGCAACUGCGUUGUCCAAGCCGCUCUCGCAACUGGCUGCGAAGCUUGGGGCUUCGAGAACAUGGCACAUGCGUCAUCGCUCGCUCGGGCUCAAGUGGUCGAAGCUGAAACGAGGCACAAGUUGUGGGGCGUCAGCGCGGGCAAGAUGGAAGUUAUCGAGGCCGAUUUCUGUGAACAUCCCUUGGUAGGCCAGGUUCUCAAAAGGGCUGACGUGAUCCUCGUCAAUAACGAAGUGUAAGCUUCGCAUCACGAGAUCUUUCUGCUUGGGCGUGCUGUUCAGACUGACCCGCUUCGGCCCACUUGUACAGAUUCUCCUCACUCUUGAACCAGCGCCUCUCCCUCCUCUUCCUCGACCUCGCCUCCGGCACCCGCAUCGUAUCUCUCAAAGCCUUCGCCCAUUCAUUCAAUCUCUCAGCCCACAAUCGUCAUUCCCCUUUAGCGAUCCUCGACCAAGGACAACCUUUGACGUACGGGCGACAGAGCGUGAGUUGGAAAGAGGAAGGAGGGAAAUACUUCAUUGGGCGGAUCGAUCGGGAGAAAGUGGCCAGGUUCGACGAGAAGGAGCGGAGGAGGAGGGAGAAGAGGGAGAAGGCGGAGAGGGUGGAAAGAGGGUCGGAGGAGAACGUGGGUUGA